This is a messenger RNA of Didymodactylos carnosus, 1013 nucleotides long. Lineage: Eukaryota; Metazoa; Rotifera; Eurotatoria; Philodinida; Philodinidae. The record is from the annotation of a GenBank genome assembly.
CAACAGAGAUGUUGUGAUCUUCAGAGUUUUAAGUGAAAAUCAAUUGAUUUUAAAACCAUUGACAGAUAGUAUAAAAAUCUUUACUAGAAAAAGUACAAACUUUUGAAUUAUUUGAUGGUAGAUCAUUCUCAGAGUGCCGUGUUAAUCACAAUACCCUUGUUAAUAAAUAGAAAAUAUCUCAUACAAUUGUUGAUUUAAGUAAGAUUUUCAAGGUGUCAAAGUCCGUUUAACAAACGUGUAAAACUUUAGACGAAUUUGACUUGCCGUUUUUUUCUUACGGCUACCUCACGAAAGUAUUUGUUUUUCUAAAACUAUUUUUAUUACUUAAUUAAUAUUUUCAUGCCGAUCAAUAUCAUUUGACUACAAGUUAUUUGCUCUAAUUUUAGCAAUUGGAAUUUAUAAAUGCCUAUCAAUUAUAUUUUAAUCCAGAAUUGGUAUUCAGACGUUUUCAGUUAUGGAGAUUAUUAACAAAUUUCUGUUACUUUGGACCCAUUGGAUUUAAUUUUUUUUUUAACAUUUUGUUUACGUAUCGUUAUUGUCGUCAUUUAGAAGAAGGAAGUUUUCGUGGACGUGCAGCUGAUUUUUUAUUUAUGUUUUUAUUUGGUGGUACAUUAAUGACUUUAAUGGCAUUAUUUGUAAAUAUUAUAUUUUUGGGUAGUGCAUUGACCAUUAUGCUUGUUUAUGUAUGGAGUAGAAGAAAUCCAUUUGUUAGAAUGAAUUUUUUUGGACUUUUAAAUUUUAAUGCUCCUUAUCUUCCAUGGGUGCUAUUUGCUUUCUCAUUAUUACUGGGAAAUUCAGUAAUUGUUGAUCUUAUGGGUAUUGCUGUUGGUCAUGUGUACUAUUUUCUUGAGGACAUAUUUCCUCGAGAACAAGGUGGUUUUAAAUUACUUAAAACACCAAGAUUUUUACAUUGGUUAUUUGAUGAUAUCUCAAAUCGUGAUGAACCUGAUGUAAGACCGAAUGCAGGAAAUGCAGAAGUUCCAUUUGGCGCCGGUGGUUUUGUUUGGCAAUGA